GAGGAAAUCAGUCGAUCUCAACACGUCACCACGUUGACACUAUCUCUGACACUGGUCGCUGUCAAAAAGGUUCUGAGGAGUGCGGUCGAAACAUCGGAACCAAUUCUGACGUGUGCAUCAGGUACCUGUCAUACCGGGCGUAGUUCAAGUUGGUACCACGCGGCGGUUCCUUUUUGGACUGUUCCUGCGGCUGAGUGCAAGGAUUCAUCAAGUGAUUUGAGUGUGUGGAGUGCGAAUCUGGUCAAUCUGGCGGCGUACCUUGAAGGAGGUCCCGCGAUUGCUCCUGUGGGGACCCUCACGUUAAGGGCCGGGUUAACCCAUGUGCCCAUCGGUCCUAAUUCUAGUUAUUUACAUUCAACGCACAAUAUAGGUAGGUGCGAGCCAGCCGCCGGUAUGCUGAUAGCGUGCGCUGGCUGCGACAAGCCCAUCCUGGACAAAUUCCUGCUGAACGUAUUGGAUAGGACGUGGCACGCCGACUGCGUCCGAUGCUUCGAUUGCCAGGCGCCAUUGACCGACAAGUGCUUUUCCAGGGAGAGCAAGCUCUUCUGCCGCAGCGACUUCUUCAGGAGAUACGGCACUAAGUGUGGCGGUUGCGGCCAAGGUAUAUCGCCUAGUGACUUAGUGCGCAAAGCUAGAGACAAAGUGUUCCAUCUCAAUUGUUUCACCUGUCUGGUGUGCAGGAAGCAACUGUCCACCGGCGAGGAGCUGUACGUGUUAGACGACAACAAGUUCAUCUGCAAAGAGGACUAUCUCAGCGGAAACAAAGCCAGCGUGUGGUUCCAGAACAAGCGCUCGAAAGAACGCCGCCUCAAGCAACUCACCUCGAUGGGCAGGGGCCCCUUCUUCGGGGGGUCCCGCAAGAUGCGCGGGUUCCCCAUGAACCUGUCUCCGGGCGGCCUCGAAGACGGUCCUCCCGGAUUCCCCUAUUUCGCGGACGGCAAGUUCGAGUUCGGGUACGGAGGCCCCAUGGACCACGGCGGUCCCAUCCCCAUGGGCGGCGGCGAAUUCAUGCCCGGCGAGCCGGGCCAGUUCAUGGCGCAGGGCGGGCCAGGCGGGCCUGGUGGCGGUGGGCCCGACAUGAUGCCCGGAGGCGGCGGGGGCCGAGGGGGCGGCAGCCCGGAGUUCAUGUCACCCGGAGGAUUCGCCGACAACCCGCAGCAGCUGAACGAGGGGCUGGUGUGGUAGCUGGCAAAGGCUCUGGCCAAGAGGGCCAGAGAAUAGGGGGCGUGGUAGGGGUAAUAGGGGCCGGGAGGAAGUGUAUAUAGGUGAUAAGGAUGUUCCCGGAUUAUUUAUUGAUGUUGAAGAACGGUUGGGGGCUGACGAACUUCCCAAGAAAGUUUCAUUAUUUCCAAAGAUAUAUUUCUGAACUCUCAGAGUUGCUUUUAUAUUUGAAUUGUUGUAGAUAAAGUAUAGUAUUCUACUCGCACAUAAUCUUCGUAAUAUUCAAAUCUGGUGCCUGAUUUUCUUUAAAACCAUAGACAAUAGGGGGAUUACAAUAACUUUCAUAAUCAUUUUUUUUAAAUCUCUGUUACGAUUCAUUCAAAAUCUACUAGUUCGUCAGCUCUUAAUCAAGUAAUGAUUGAUAAGAAGUCAACAACUCACACAAGCAAAGUUCCUUAGGCCAAAAUUCGAAUGCUUGUGCGUUUCAUUCAACUUCACCCCAUAAAAAUGUUUUGUGACGUUUUUUGUUAUAUUAUAUUGUUUUUAUGAAGACCCAGUGCAAUUUUACAUUAGUAGGUGAACUUUUUUUGUUAUCCUUCCUAAGUAUAAAUUUUACUUGUACAUAGAUAAACCAUUGAUAUUUUUUCUGAUUGAAUCUUGACAUAUAUGUAAAAAGUACUUACUCUAAAAACACAAGAUUUUAUCGGAAAAAAGUGUAUUAUUUGAAAUGUUUUGUACAUUUUCCUGAUUCCUAAUUUUGACUAAGUGCCAAGCUAUACGCAGAUUGUCUCAUUCAUCGUAUUCAAAUCGAAAAACCAUAAAAAAAACUCGUAACAUGAUGAAAAAUCAUCUUCACGCAUAGUUCAGCCAAUAAUGAGACAAUCUGUCACUUCUUACAACAUAUUUGAACACUAUUAUACUAUUUAUUAAGUGUAUGUAUAAAAAAUAAAGUAGUAUAUUAUGCUUGUAAAUAAUUCGAAAGUUAUUAUAUACUUAUACAUAUGUUACGUUGGUAUUACUGAGAGUAUCACACGAAAAAAGAUUCACCAUAUUGUUUGAUGUGAAUAUUUUUUAGUGUCGAUACAAGAACCGUACAAAAUAUUUGUACAAAAUCAUCAAUGCUGUAAAAAAGGCCAUCCGAGUAAAUAUAUAUAUAUAUAUAUUAGUGUAAAUUGUUAAUAUUAGGUGUCCUAAU
This is a messenger RNA of Phaedon cochleariae (mustard beetle), 2356 nucleotides long. The record is from the annotation of a GenBank genome assembly. NCBI's taxonomy places the organism in Eukaryota, Metazoa, Arthropoda, Insecta, Coleoptera, Chrysomelidae.